AUGGAGGCACCGCGCACUGUAGAGGACGUGUUCGACAACUUCAGCGCACGUCGCGAUGGCUUAAUCAAGGCUCUGACGACAGACGUCGAGGACUUCUACGCGCAGUGCGACCCCGAUAAGGAGAACCUCUGCCUUUACGGCAACCCCGAUGGAACCUGGGAGGUCCAAUUACCCGCGGAGGAGGUACCUCCCGAGCUCCCGGAGCCGGCGCUGGGCAUCAACUUCGCUCGCGACGGGAUGCAGAGGAAGGACUGGCUAGCGCUGGUGGCUGUUCACUCCGAUGCUUGGCUGAUGGCGGUGGCGUUCUAUUACGGCGCAAAGUUCGACGGGAAGGAG
This is a messenger RNA of Micromonas commoda, 336 nucleotides long. RefSeq lists its product with no specific name. Gene Ontology annotation, biological process: regulation of DNA-templated transcription. Gene Ontology annotation, molecular function: transcription cis-regulatory region binding; transcription coregulator activity; histone binding. The transcript is spliced from 3 exons. The annotation marks the transcript as partial. The record is from RefSeq and is a predicted model, not a curated record. Lineage: Eukaryota; Viridiplantae; Chlorophyta; Mamiellophyceae; Mamiellales; Mamiellaceae. Gene Ontology annotation, cellular component: nucleus.